Molecule: messenger RNA, 3601 nt
Organism: Cygnus atratus (black swan)
Lineage: Eukaryota; Metazoa; Chordata; Aves; Anseriformes; Anatidae
Gene: CDV3
Product: CDV3 homolog
Exons: 6
Coding region: 176-847 (223 amino acids)
Cellular component (GO): cytoplasm
Source: RefSeq, a predicted model, not a curated record
UUCCCUUUCGGGCCGUGUCAAGCGGCGGCGGCGUGGGGCGCGGCGGCGGCCUCCUCGCGCCGGGCAGCCGUUAGCGGCCGUUGGCAGCCGUUAGGGGGCUCCGGGGCCCUCAGUCAGUCAGGGCCGCGCCGCCGCCGCCCGUUCGUCAGCCGUUAGGAGCGGCCCCGCCGCCGCCAUGGCGGAGACGGAGGAGCGGAGCCUGGACGACUUCUUCGCCAAGCGGGACAAGAAGAAGCGGAAGGAGCGCAGCAGCCGGGCCGCCGCCGCCGCCGCCUCUUCCUCCAGCGCCGCUGCCUCGCACAACGCCGCCGGGGCGACCGCGGCGGCCCAAGGUCCCCGCCCGGCUGACGGUGGCGGCGGCAGCUCCAACGCCGCCUCCUCCGGCGCCGCCGGCGGCUCGGCCAAGAGCAAGGAAGAGGAUGACUGGAAGGAGUUUGAGCAAAAGGAAGAAAUUGAUUAUAGUGGUCUUAGAGUUCAGUCCAUGCAAAUAAGUGAAAAAGAAGAGGAUGAAAGUGAAAAAAGAGAAGAACCUGGUGACAACUGGGAGGAAACCAGUGGUGGUGUAGAUAGAUCAUCUGGGCCUUGGAACAAGUCAGCUCCUGCACCGGCACCUGUUGUUGAAACAAUUGUUACAGAACCCCCCGAACCAGUUCAAACUGGUGGUGUAUACAGGCCGCCUGGCGCCAGGGAGGGCGGCAGGCCACGGAGAGCACAGCAAGGACCACCUGAAAUCUAUAGCGAUACGCAAUUCCCAUCGCUGCAGUCCACUGCCAAGCUUGUAGACAGUCGAAAGGAUAAAGAAAUGGAGAAGAGCUUUGAAGUAGUAAAACACAAAACUAGAGCCUAACAUCUUAUUCGCUUUCUUGACUGCAACUACACAUUGAGCAGAUGUCUUCAUCAAGCUGUCCAUGGUGAUGCCUAGAUCGUCCCCUUGAAAGAUCACAACUAAUUCAGAAUCCACCAGAGCAUGUAUGAGUGGUUUAAAGCCUUUCCAGUAUUCAUUGCCUUGUUUUUUUUUUCCUGUUGACAUCCAUUUGCCACUAUUUGCCGAGUUUACAGUUAGCUUACCCCGGCAAUCACCAUCUUUCCUAGUGCUGACAAGCCUACUAAUUUUCUAUGGGCAUUGGAUUUUGCCACCCUAUAUGCUGAAGUCUUCAGUUUCAUGUAUAUAAUUCACUCUUCUUACCAGUAACUAGCAUGGCAUACUAACUUUUACUCACUCUGACCUUUUCUGUUUUGUUUCUUGUCUAUCUUCUGUAUUGCAUUUUUUUCUAGCUCAGUUGUUACAGCAUUGAAGUCAUCAAGUUAUAACUGUCUGCUUUAGUUCAAAUAAUAUGCCUACAGAAAAGUGUUAGUUAAAAUGUUGUCAUGUUUUUCUUUUAACUAAAACAAGUAACUUAUUCUGUAUCUCUUUCAGAAUAUGUACAACAAUAACAAAAUGAUUCAAACCAUAAAAACAGGCUGAUAAAAAGAGAACAUGCAAUGACAAGCAGCUAAAGUGCAUAUAAGCUAGGCUCUGGGAGAUCCGAUUUAAUUGGUUUCAGUGGAGUUACUCCUUAUUUCUGUCACUGGAGAUGAGUUUCAUUAAGUGAGAUCUCAAAUGAAGUUCUAAAGUCUAGAUACAGCAGCCAGAAUCAAGCGCAAGAGAGAAAAAGCCCUACCGCAGACUUGUUUUAAAUUUCUGGGUUACUCUUUGUUUCUGGCAGAGUUGAAGCAAAUGUCUUACUUGCUCUGGCCAGCGAUCAAAAGGGCUCAAGCACGCCUGAUAUAACAUACCUGCUGUAAUAUCAAACUGGACAUUGAAAUUAGAUAUUUGAGAUGAAGGCAGUGCAGCAACACUGGGGGGCAGGCUUAGUCUUUGUGGUUUGUUUCAUCUCUUUACACUCUCAUCAUGUACUAUAAAGAUCAUCCAGCUGUAAAUAAUGCUAAGUCUCUAAGUACUGACAGCGUUUACCAGUAAUGCUACAUUUGUGAACACAGCAGAGGUGGUAUAACAGAGGACUCAAGCCUGUUAGGAUGUACAGCCUACCUCUUACCAGCUGUAUUGUCUCAGUAUUGGACUACUAUCAUACAAAACAGCUGCUUUCUGCUACUAACAGUCUCUGAGAGGACUAUACCUUGGAUUUUGCUUUCAAAUAAAUUGUAGGUUAGGUAUUCAAUCUGUAGUGCUUACUAGGAUUGCCAAAAAUGAUUGUGGCUGCUAGGGGUUAUCAAGUUUACAAAUUGGAGGUGAAGUUGUGGGUUUUUUUUCCAAGCCCUCUGAGAGCAGAGGUAGAACAGAUGUAGCAAUACCCUUUGUCAGAAUGUAGUACUUCGUACCUCUUUCUACACAUCUUAAAAGACUUAGCUGUGCUGCUACCACAGACCAGAGCCCUGUGUGUUAUUUACUGACCAGUCAGCACCCCCCGACUGGCUGGUUCUCUGACUGCACUGUGUCCUUAACCUGGCAAUUAGGUAGAAGGCAAACUGUCUCUUUAAGCUGGCAUGACUGUUUCUAUGUAAUUGGCUCUGCUAUUCUUUUUCCUGCAACUCAGAGGACAGCAAAAAUCUCUCAAGUAUUUGACCUUUUUUUCCACUGUAAUAUUCCCCUUUUUUUUUAAUUCAGCUAUGCUGCUAUGCCAAGGAGCUCUAGCCAGGUGCUUUGAAUUAUUCACCAUUUAUUUAGAAAGCAGAUCUGUAAGCAAGAACUCAUGAGUCUUGAUCAGGCUAUAUUCCUUCAGUCAGGGCUCCAGCACCACAACUGCAGCUCUACAUCUGUUGUAAAAUGCUUAGCAAGUAAGUGUGAUAUCCUUGAGUGCUGAGGAAUUUAAACCUAGAUCAUCCAAGGCUCUGUGAGAGCCUCAUUUGAAUAGAAUACAGCAAAAUGAAAGGAGUAGCACAGCCCAACUGUUUUACCGUGAUCAGCGAAAAGGAAUAGGGUUGCAGGACUGGUAGCCUGUCAGCUCAAAGAGAACUGUCUGAGUUGGAUAGCAAUCAGCAUGGUCUAGCCUCUAGGGUUUUUGUUUUUUAAUAAAGAGAUGAUGAGUGAAGAAUAGUGAAGAAGACGCACCAAUAAAUGAACGAAUAGGGAACUGAAUUUGUGUUCAACGAUGUACCAGAAUGCCUCACCACCAGAGUUAACCUGAAGUAACGAAGAUAAAGCCCUUGGAAUGAUUACGGUAGAGUACAAAAGAAAGAACGAUACUGUCUAGCUGGGAAAAGGGUUGGCCGGGAGCCCGUUCAGCACAGCAGGAACCGCAUCAGCAAAGUGGAGUACAACAGGAUCUAUUUCUGAGAAUCACUGUGUGGCCUCCCACAGUUAACACAGGAACCUAAUGAUGCCUGUAUAUUUAUAUAAUUAUAUCUUUAUAGUCAUAAUUUAAGUUCAAAACCUGAACUAUAUAUAUAUAUAUUUUUUGUCAGUAGAUUUUUUUACCCUGGUUUACCUAUCAUGGCUUCUGCAUAUGACAACUUCUAAUUGUGCAGUGCACACACCUGUUGUCUUUUUGUCCCAUGUUAGAGUAAUGGUAUCAAACUGUAAAGCACUUUUGUGAUGUUUCCUGUGAAGAAAGCUGAAGAAAAUAAAUUUAUCUUAGCAGCAGCAACUGAAUUUAUAACUCCA